Messenger RNA from Seriola dumerili (greater amberjack), 6385 nucleotides. It is a transcript of the gene extl3, whose product is annotated as exostosin like glycosyltransferase 3. NCBI's taxonomy places the organism in Eukaryota, Metazoa, Chordata, Actinopteri, Carangiformes, Carangidae. Gene Ontology annotation, cellular component: membrane. The coding region runs from base 670 to 3417 and encodes 915 amino acids. The record is from RefSeq and is a predicted model, not a curated record. Gene Ontology annotation, molecular function: glycosyltransferase activity. The transcript has 6 exons.
CAAUGCAGCUUUUAAUGGAGCUGUGAGCGGUGCGGGCUGAAAACGCAGCACCACCGCAGGCUUGUCCGGAGACUGUAGCCGUACAUAUUCAACUCAACCGUCAACGAGGUUUUAACGGUUUGACAAACCUGCUGAGCGGCCGUGACUCAGUUUUUUAGGACACCCGGACUCUUCUGCUGGGGUUCCUGUAUUAAGAAGAAAGACGAGGAGAUUUCUGAAACUCCACCUCUUGAGGAUUUUCUGAUAAGGGGUCAGAAAAUGAGCACAUUCCACAUAGAAACAACUGGCCCACCCAGCUAUCUCACUCACCUGUGAGCAGCCAUGCAUCACCCAUCGAGGGGCACCCCUCCCCAGCUGCGGGGCUGUUUUCUGACAUAGACUUGGAAGAAUAGCUAAACCUCUUAAUAGAAAUGGCAUUAGUUUGUGUGGGCUAUAACACAUCAGACUACAUAUUAGAGUACAGGUGAGGCUGAAUUCCUAGCCAAUACCCACGGGACCCUUAAGAGGAGGUAAGCAGCCUCAGAUGACCUUUACAGAAGGACAGUGCUACAUCCCAGCUUUGAUGAUUUAGUAUCCCACUGCCUUGCUGACAAGGUCGAUCAUGGCUGCUGCUGAUCCCCAUAGCAACGGUUCCUUGGUGGGGCGAGGAGCAGACUGAGGGAGUCAACAAUGCAGCGUAACGGUGGUGGGGUGGGUGCUGGAGGCCAGCCAUGGGUGCUGCGGCGUGUGCGUCUUACAUGGCUCAGUUUCAUGCUCUUCUUUAUCCUGGUCUUCUUCCCACUCAUUGCCCACUACUACCUCACCACCAUUGACGAAGCUGGAGGUCCCGAUAAGCGUAUCUUUGGGCCACGGCCCGGCGGUGAACUGUGCGAAGCCAAACAUGUGCAGGAUCUUUGCCGCAUUCGAGAGUCGGUCAGCGAAGAGCUGCUGCAGCUGGAGGCCAAGAGGCAGGAGCUCAACGGGGAGAUCGCCCGACUCAACUUGCGCAUCGAAGCCUGCAAGCGCAGCAUUGACAGUGCCAAGCAGGAUCUGCUGCAGCUCAAGAAUGUGAUCAGCCAGACAGAGCAUUCCUAUAAAGAACUAAUGGCUCAGAACCAGCCUAAGCUGUCGCUGCCUGUCAGGUUGCUGCCAGACAAGGAAGACCCAGGACUGCCACCACCCAAGUCUGCGCACUCCUGCCGCCUGCGGUCCUGCUUCGACUAUGGGCGCUGCCCUCUUACGUCUGGGUUUCCUGUGUAUGUCUACGACACAGGCUCUUAUCCAUGGGGGGACUAUCUGGACCCACUGGUGAAGCAGGCUUUUGCAGCAUCAGUUAAGGGCAACAUUUAUGUAACUGACAACCCCAGCAUUGCCUGUCUGUAUUUGGUGCUGGUAGGGGAGCUACAGGAGUCCUCCUCCCCACUGCCAUCUCCUUCAGAGCUGGAGAAGCAGCUAAAAGCUCUUCCUUACUGGAGAUCUGAUGGACACAACCAUUUACUGGUGCAUCUCUCUAGAAAGUCCAUGACACAGAACUUCCUGUAUAAUGUGAGCACAGGACGAGCAGCAGUCGCUCAGUCCACCUUUUUGGAGCAGCAGUACCGUGAGGGCUUUGACUUGGUUGUGUCCCCACUGGUUCAUGCUCUCUCAGAACCAAACUUUUUGGAAGUGCCCCCUCAAGUUCCUGUAAAGAGGAAAUACCUCUUCACCUUCCAGGGGGAGAGGGUGGAGUCACUGAGGAGCAGCUUGCAGGAGGCGCCCCCUCAAUCUUUCGAGGAGGAAAUGGAAGGAGACCCACCAGCCGACUACGACGAUCGCAUAAUUGGCACCCUAAAGGCAGUGCAGGACAGCCACUUGGAUCAGGUGCUGGUGGAGUUCACCUGCAAGAACCCACGGACAAGUUUGCCGACUGAGUGGGCUCUUUGUGGAGAGAGGGAGGACAGGCUGGAGGUGCUCAAGGCUUCUACUUUUGCCCUGGUGAUUGCUCCAGGAGAUGGACAGCUGGUGGCCUCAGCAGGCUGUGGAAUGAGGCUCUUUGAGGCCCUUGAGGUUGGAGCCAUCCCAGUUGUGUUGGGGGACCACUCCAGACUACCUUACCACCAGUUUAUCCGCUGGAGUGAAGCUGUCAUCAUAGUCCCCAAGCCUCGAGUCACAGAGCUACACUUCCUGCUGCGCAGCCUGUCAGACAAUGAUAUGCUAGCUAUGAGGCGGCAGGGCCGCUUCCUGUGGGAGACCUACUUCUCCACCUCGGAGAAUGUUCUCAGCACCAUCCUUGCCAGCAUCAGAACCAGCAUCCAGGUUCCCGCUGCACCCAUCAAAGAGGAGCCCGCCCACGAGAUCCCUCACAAAGCUGGGAAGCUGGCAGGAACUGAUGCCAACCUGGCUGACAAUGGUGAUCUGGAUUUGGGUCCCGUCGAGACGGAGCCCCCCUACGCAUCUCCACGCUUUCUCCGCAACUUCACAUACACAGCUGCAGACACCUAUAGAGCAUGGAACCGGGCCCCAGGGCCUUUCCACCUGUUUCCUCACACCCCUCUUGACCCCGUGCUGCCCUCUGAAGCCAAAUUCCUUGGCUCCGGUACUGGUUUCAGGCCUAUAGGUGGAGGUACGGGAGGGUCGGGGAAGGAGUUUCAGGCAGCUUUAGGAGGGAACGUGCCGCGAGAACAGUUCACUGUGGUCAUGCUGACAUAUGAGAGGGAGGAGGUGCUGAUGAACUCUCUGGAGAGGUUAAAUGGACUGCCGUACCUGAACAAGGUAGUGGUGGUGUGGAAUUCACCCAAACCUCCUUCAGAUGAUCUGUUGUGGCCCGACAUCGGCCUGCCCAUUGUGGUUGUCCGCACAGAGAAAAACAGCCUCAACAACCGCUUCCUUCCCUGGGAUGCCGUGGAAACCGAGGCCAUUCUGUCGAUUGAUGAUGAUGCUCAUCUCCGCCAUGAUGAGAUCAUGUUCGGGUUCAGAGUGUGGCGUGAGGCCAGAGAUCGCAUCGUGGGUUUCCCUGGGAGGUAUCACGCGUGGGACGUCAACCAUCAGUCGUGGCUCUACAACUCCAACUACUCCUGUGAGCUCUCCAUGGUCCUGACAGGAGCUGCUUUCUUCCAUAAGUACUACGCCUAUCUGUACUCCUACGUGAUGCCCCAGGCCAUCAGGGACAUGGUGGAUGAGUACAUAAACUGCGAGGACAUUGCCAUGAACUUCCUGGUCUCUCACAUCACCCGCAAACCACCCAUCAAGGUAACGUCUCGUUGGACUUUCCGCUGUCCUGGCUGCCCUCAGGCCCUUUCACACGAUGACUCACAUUUCCAUGAGCGCCACAAGUGCAUCAACUUCUUCGUCAAAGUGUACGGGUACAUGCCGCUGCUGUACACGCAGUUUCGUGUUGACUCUGUGCUUUUUAAGACUCGUUUACCCCAUGACAAGACCAAGUGCUUCAAGUUCAUCUAGCAUUGGGCUGAGUCGCCCUGCAAAGAGCCAAGAGCAGAGCGGACUGAAGGACAGGAAGUAUUUAAAGAGAGCAGCAGCUCCCACUGCGAGCAGUGAUGAAGAUGGAUGGAUGGACUGUGAGAGAAAUUCACAGGAGGAAAGUUUUGGGUUAGGGUUUUGCCCAGGGGGAUAGACAAGUUAACCGUAAACGUUGUUGGCUGGUGUCCUAAUCCACAACUCUACUGAAAAUUUGAAAAAUGGAAGCUGAAAGGGACCACUGCCAAGAAAAUAAGCCUUUUCAGUGGAUGUCACUCCUCCUGUUUCAUUUUCUUCAAUCAUGCUCAAUCAUUAACCACUACAGAUGUCAUUUGCACCUCCUGACGGCCUGCUGAGGAAAGAGGGCAGUUGUACACAGUGUACAGAAACUCUCCCAGGAUAAACUCUACCUGACAACGGAGCGAUCAGUUCGUGAAUCACUGACAGACUGAUGUCGGGCUGUUCGGCUCAGCAGCCUGUUGAUGGUUUCAGCUCGGAGAGCAGAAGUGACAAUGGCACAUGGCUGCCACUGCACUUUUCUGUUUGUUUUUCCAUUUUACAGUUACAAACUGUACUUCUUGUACAUGUACGUGAGAGAAGCACUGAUGGUCAGAAGUAUUUUAUUGAACAAACUUUUUUUUUUUUUUUUUUAAAUAAUGUCGUUUAAAUGUGUAAAUCUCUAUGUGGAAUGAACGUUUUCCAGAACCUCUGCCUGUGGGAGAUCAGACACAGACUUAGUCUAAGAACGAGACAGAACCUCGACUGAGGAGUAAAACAAGUCGGCCCGAUCAUGUUUAGUAGUGUCACAUGUCCAAGAAGGAAUUCACUUCAGCAGUCACCAUAAUGCCUCAAACCUGUCAUGAAAACCAGCCACCAUUUUUGUCAUUUUGUUAUGCUUACAGGCACUCGGCUCCUCUUUGAUGAGUGCUUAAAAAUGGCCUGUUUUUUAAUGCUAUAGGGUGUUUACUAAUGUUUCUAAAAUUGGUUCGAGGUUGAAGUAGUCAUGUCUAAAUGUUAUAAUGUUGACCAAUCAACGGUUACAGUUUCCUUUACUGAAGUGCAACAAAGUCAAGAAUCACAGCUGCCCAACAAAAACAAGCUUUUGAAUUCCUGAUGAAGGUUGUAAUUAUGCAGACAGUCUCCAGUGAAGUUACAUGUACUAUUAGGGUUAUUGGUAAAAAAAAAAAAAAAAAAAAAAAGUUUGAAGGGAAAAAAUAUGCUUAUUUUGCAUUGUGGCACAGAGCUGGACAAGAAGAAGCUUGAAAGCUACCAUUCUCAUCAGAAGGGAUCAGUUAGCUUGGCUUUGACAGAUAGUAACAAAGUCCACCUAGCAGCACCUCUAAAGCUCACUGAGUAACCUGUUGUAUCCUGUUUGUUAAAUCCAUACAGAAAAGCAAAUGUAAUGCAAUGAUUAAACAAAUGAGGUAUAAAGUAUUAAUAUUUAGUAGGUGGAUAUUGUUACCACUGCUCAGGCUGUGAGGCUGAUUCCUUUGUCUCCAGUCUUUAUGCUAAGCUAAGCUAACUAGCUUCUAGCAGUAGCUUUAUAUUUCAAAAAUAUGAGAGCGAUAUCAAGCUUCUCAUCUAACUCUCCACCAGAAAGCAAAUAAAAGUAUUUCCCAAAUUUUAGAACUGGCUUUGCAUCAGAUUAUUGAUUAUUAGGUAUGUCCCGCCGUGUUCAUGUGACCCUGCUGUAUCAAACUUUCCCAGCUCAGACAGAAACGUCACUUUACAGUGUCGCCAUAUUGGUUUCACUUUGUUUUUGUUUGUUUUUUUGACCAUUGAUUGAUGAAUGUUUCCUUGCCAAAAAGGUACGAUGUCUGCUGCUUUGCAGCAUAAUUUUCAGGGUGCACAAUGCUUGCUAAAGGGAUGCAGUCUGGUACACCUAUAUCCACUCUGCAUGGUACUUUACCAGGAGACAACCCAUUGGAGCCCGACACAUCAUGUAUUAUAAAUCCAAAGUCCUUUGUUUGACCUUGUCAGACUCAAAUUCCUGUAAUCUGAACAAAAUAUCAACCUGAUAAGAUCUCUGUUAAAAAUAUAUUUAGAUUAGCGUCUUCUUUCCCAAAUUAUGUUCUAACUGUUCAACAAAAAGUCCAUGUUUCCUGUAUAUUUAUUGAAUAUAUUAUGAAAAAAAGAUUUUUUUUAAACUGAUGACACAUGCAAUAAAAAGACAUUGACAUUAUUCCUAAUGACAAAGAGGAUCCAAUCUGAUUGAGCUGUCAUCCUAUCUCAUUUCCGAGGAAAACUAGCUCGUGCCACUGAGUACUUGGGGGUGGGUCGGGGUGGGUUAUACUGUGGACAGAGAGGUCGGCCUAUAAGUAGAACGUCAUAAAUUCAGCUUCUGAAAGAGCCAGUGGGCGCUGGUUGAGGUGUCUUUGAAGCCGAAUCCCUACCUGUGAGAUAUUAACAUAAUCAGGAACAUUUAUCUAAGAUCUAUCUACUGUGGUCUAAGAUGGCAAUACAGCUAAAAUGAAUCCAAAUUGACACUUUAUAUUUCUGCACCAGACUUGGAAAAACCAGCCUGACUUCUCAAACCCUCAUCACAUCUCAACACUUAUAUCUGGAGCUCCAGGGGGCUUGUAAUUACCUGGCUGACUCUAAACCUGUCCUCAGGGCACAGUUUUGGUCAGCUGGUGUUUUGGAAGUAAACCUCUCCAUUCCUCCACUCUGUGCCCCCCCACCCCAACCCCCACCCCCCUCAAGGGUCUGUGGCACAGCUGGUUUUUCCGUGGCCUAAAGCAGGAAACAUUUCCCUGGAAGGCUGCAGUCACUCUGCUAGGUGUAAGGAGUUGUGAAACUAUGUGCUCCUGGGUCUGAUCCAUGCCUGUGGGCGAGGCUCCAGCCACCUGCAGCGCUGCCUGCACUCCACUAGACUGAUGACUGAUGACAGCGUCAAACAUACCGUUGAAGGCCAGAUGAAUGGAAAUAAAAACUCUCAACAUUGUUAAAAACA